Crotalus tigris (Tiger rattlesnake) is the source of this 4021-nucleotide messenger RNA. Its product is annotated as hexosaminidase D-like. Gene Ontology annotation, molecular function: hexosaminidase activity. NCBI's taxonomy places the organism in Eukaryota, Metazoa, Chordata, Lepidosauria, Squamata, Viperidae. Bases 395 to 2137 code for a protein of 580 amino acids. The transcript is spliced from 14 exons. Gene Ontology annotation, biological process: carbohydrate metabolic process. The record is from RefSeq and is a predicted model, not a curated record.
GAAAGAAUUUAAUGUCUUGGAGAAUGGGGAUAACGGAGAUCGGCUGAGUAUUGAUCCACUGGUUGGAAUAGAAAUUGACUGACAGGCAGGUCACCCAAGCCUGACAGUGGACUAUAAACAACGGAGAGAAUGUAACUAAUCCUAAAAAAAAAAAAAAAAAAGGCGAUCUCUGUUUUGCUUAACUAGAUACGUUCAUAAAUCCAGCAAACGGAGAGAAACUUCUGGCACAGCCUGGAUUCAGAGGCAACGAAAUCUCUGCUGCUGGUAAAGUUCACGAGACAAUGCAGCGAGAGUUGUCCAAGCCAGGAAAUUAUCAGAGAAGGAGGGCCUGGGCUGCAAUUGGCAGCUGUUUCAACACCAGGCGUCACUCAGGCGCAACCUGGCUAGGAAGAACAUGGUGGGCACGGAUCAGUCGGAGCCCCUCUUGCCCUCUGCAAGGAUGGCGUUUCACCGCAGCCAGAAGCUGAACCUGCUGCGUCUUGCGGUCCUCCUGACGGUGGCACUGGCCGGCAUCAAGUUCUUCUUCCGAGACAGCUUCACGCUGGACCAGCGCAGGGAAGUUGGGGAAAACCACUUCUGGGGCAGCGCCCAGGACGUGAAACAGCCAGCCAACACUCAGCCCCGAUCGUCGGGGCACCUGGAACGCCAGGUAGCGGCUGGAGCGGCUGGCCUGGAGCCGAAGAAACUGCCCCACCGGGACUUCAGCUCCACGCAGAUGCGGUUGGUCCAUCUGGACCUCAAAGGGGCAGCUCCCAAAGUAUCCUACCUGGAGCAGAUCUUCCCGCUCUUCUCCAAGAUGGGAGCCAACGGGGUCCUGAUCGAGUACGAAGACAUGUUUCCCUUCAAGGGAGAACUGGAGAUCCUCCGGUCCCCUUAUGCUUACAGCGAAGAAGACAUUGCGAAGAUCCAGGAGCUGGCAGGCCUCAAUAAACUGGAAAUAAUCCCAUUAGUGCAGACGUUCGGGCACGUGGAGUUCAUCUUGAAGCAUGACAAGUACCGGCAUCUGCGUGAGGUGGAGCGUUUCCCCAACAGCUUCAACCCCCACCUGCCAGAGACCCUGGCUCUCCUGAAGGCUCUGCUCACCCAGGUCCUCAGCAAGCACCCCCACUCCAGUUGGGUACACAUCGGGGCCGAUGAGGUCUUCCACUUAGGUGAAGGGGCGGAUUCAAAGAACUGGAUGAGCCACAACGGGGGCGACACGGGCAAGAUGUACUUGAACCACAUCCGGGAGGUGGUGCACUUCAUCGCCAGCCAGCCGUGGGGGCUGCAGGUGCUGCUCUGGGACGACAUGCUGCGGAAGGUUGGCAUCGCAGCCAUCCAAGAUUCCGGCAUUGCCAAACACGCGUCUCCCGUGCUGUGGUUUUACGCGCCAGACUUUGACACGCAGCAAAUAGGAAGGUACAUUGAAAAGUACGCCGAGUGCGGCUUUCCAACCAUCUGGUUUGCAAGCGCCUUCAAAGGCACCACGGGCCCCGCCCAGGCCUGGACCCCCUUAAACACUCACCUGCAGAACCAUCUGCGAUGGCUGAAAGUCAUGAAGGUCACGGAGAAGAUGUCCUCCAUCCAUUUCCAGGGCAUCGUACUCACCGGCUGGCAAAGGUACGACCACUACUCUGCUUUGUGUGAGCUGCUACCUGUCGGGAUCCCCUCGCUGGCCGUGUGCUUGCAGACCCUGGUGAAUGGAGGCUUCACUGAGGCUGCCAAAAAGAAAGUCCUGGCCAUGCUUGGCUUCCAGAACCUGCACCUGGAAAAGAGCACCUGCGAAGGAACUGGGGCAUUUCCGGGCUCCGAUAUCUACCGCAUGGUCGAGCAAGUGGACGGCCAGCUGAAGGACUCAGUCACCAAAGUCUUGGAGGAGGAAAGCUCCAUCAAGGGAUGGUUCAGCCCGUAUCACCGCAAGCAUCAGUUCGGCAACCCACGAAACAUGGAAAGCUUCGGCAGCAAAGUGCUCAAAGUCCAUGAAGACUGGGAGAACACGAUCCAGACUCUGCGCUCGCACCUGGAGAGCAUCUACUUCCCUGACACCGUGGAGGAAUGGAUGGAGGAGAACGUCAACCCUCACAUGGACCGCCUACGCGAGUUUGUCCGGGACUUCAAGGAAGUCAUCCGCCUGAAUGCCCGGCCAAAGACCCUCUAGGGAAGGGCCCCCUCCCAGGCACAAAGAGGGGGCCCAUUCGUGGUUCAGUCCAACUUGGUUUUUCAAACUUGAGAGAACUUGAGGCUUCCAGGACAGGGUGGAGUGCCUCUUCUUGUGCUUGGCCACCAAUAUCUAUUUCCAGCCAGUCUUGAUGGAUUUCUCCCAGGUUGGCACCUCCCCACUGGAGAAAGUGAAUCUGUGGACCCAUUUGGAGGGUGGGGGAGUAGAAAUUCUGGUGGUGGGCUUUCCGGAUGGAAGAGUUUUUGACCCUGAUUUCCACUCCUUUCUAUUUCUUCCUUUUCAAUGUGGUUUAGUGCUCCCGGGACUGGCACUGUUGGUGACCGGCCUUCACCCCAGUGCUGCUCCUGGGCAGAGAAAGUGCCAGAGGGAUGUGGGGAACGACCGCCCUGUUCUGACGGAGACGGAGGUGGGGGCAUUGCUGAACGAUGUUCGGUUUUCAUCUUUCCAGCACCGUCCUUCAAAAAUCCCUCCUCUUAUCUGAAAACUGGUAGAUUAACUUUUUCCCCGCUGAGACUUGAAAUCCAUUCUCAUCUUUCAUCGGUCACAAGGUUCUUCGUUUUGCUGGGAGGGAAAAAAAAAGACAGUUUUUGCUCAGCUGUAGUCAGAGUAGUGCAGUGGUAGCAUCUUGGAACGGAGGCAACAAAUUGGGGGGGGGGUGGAGAGGGAGACUUUGAACCUUCCUUCAGAGUCAGCAGACCAGGCCAAAGACUUGUUCCUUGGUGGUAACCAAGUUCUCCAGAACGUGAGAUCAAGGACGCAGCCCUGGGGAGGGGGCAAAACAUCCAUGCCAUGUCUGGCUGCUGCCCCCCCCACCCUGUCGGGCAGCUCCCGGGCUCUCUUGCCCCUUUUUCAGAAUUCGGCUUGCCAAAGGCCCAAAGCUGCCUUGCAAGCCUCUGGCUAAAAUCUUCCUGUCGUUGUUGACUCUGAAUUUGCUUUCUCAGGGAGUGCGUAAAAGGACUUCCCAUUUGCCACCCAGCCUAGUGUCUUGGUCAGAUCCUUCCCCUUGUCCCUAGGGAGGGGGAGGAAGGGGUUGGAGAGAAAUGGGAAUUGCAAAGGCUAUGUUCCCCCCACCACACUCUGUCACCCAGUCUUCCUGCCAAAGGGGGGGGGGGUUCCUGUGUCUCCUGCUUGCAGCUGCCUGUCCCAGGGUAUUUAUUGCUGGCUCAGUUGGUUCCUGGGCAGCCCAAGUGAUGGGCAGGCGUGUAACCGAGCUCCCCUGCAAAGUGCCAGGUGGAGGCGGGUGGGCAUUUUGAAAAGGCAGGUGAGAAAGCAGCCAGGGAAGCGGCGUCUGGCCACCUUCAAGGGAGGGAAUGCAGCAGCUGCCUGGCGGAGGUGAGUGGAGCUAACAGGUAGCCGGGGCAGGUAGGAAAUCCCCGCUGGUCCCCGAAUCCCGCCAUGCUUCUCUUUGCUGCUGUGUAGCUCAGGGCAGGGAGUGGGAUGGGCACAAAGGAGGUGCUCUGCUAAGCCUGUGGCUGUUCUCGUAAUCCCGUCUCGGCUGGGGGUCAGAGUCGGUGUGCAACUGGCCCAGAGCUGCUGUUUGGAGCCUUCUGCGCGCGGCACCUAAGUCCUUGGCUCCUGUAAUUGUGGGGCUGACCCAGAGAGGCGAGGCGUGGAUCCCCUUGGCUGCUUUCCCCAAGGGAGGGGGGAUCUGGGCUUCCCAGGUGGUCUCUGCCAAGGAAAGCAGAAGGAGCUGGCUGCCCAUUUCCCCCUUCUGUGGUUCCCUUCCCACCAGGAGAGGCACUCGGGGUGCCAACGGAUCUGUUUUAUAAGGCAGACUCGGCGUUAGUUGCUGUCUUGAAGAGUUAAUUGUGCAGGAGAGUUGCUUCUGUGGUACCAAGGACAAUAAAGUAUUUUUUAUAAGGA